AUGAUACGAUCGAUAAAUCUAAAAUGGAAAGUAUAUAUACUAUUGGUGCUCACUAACAUUGUUGGGUUCGUGCUAUUUCUCAGUGGGUUCUUUCCCUCAAAGAUUGUUCUACCAGGCUCAAACACGUUUCUUCAACCAAGUCUAGAUUACAAAACACCAUUCUUGACCCAAAAUGGUAAACCUCAAUUUAAAAAGCUAAUAUUGGUGGUGGUAGAUGCAAUGCGUGCUGAUUUUUGUUUCAGCGACGAAUCGAAUUUCAAGUUUCUACAUGAAUUGAUCAAUACGGGACAUGCUAUACCAUUUACGGCAUAUUCCAAUCCACCAACUGUGACACUACCUCGACUCAAAGGUAUUACUACUGGAGGCACCCCAAGCUUUCUCGAUGCCAUCUUGAACGUUGCUGAUGAUUACGAUGAUUCACAAGGAUUACAUGCACAGGAUUCUUGGGUUUACCAAUUCAAACAGCUCAACAAGAAUAUCAAUUUCUUUGGUGAUGAUACUUGGUUGAAAUUGUUUCCCAAUGAGUUUGGUGAAUUUGAAGGUACCAAUUCUUUCUUUGUUAGUGAUUUUACUGAGGUGGAUAACAAUGUCACUCGUCAUUUGGAUCAUCAACUUCUGCUGAGUUCAAAUUGGGAUGGAUUGAUACUACAUUAUCUCGGGUUAGAUCAUAUCGGACACAAGGGGGGACCACAUUCAACAUUCAUGAAACCCAAACAAGCAGAAAUGGAUCUAAUUUUGCAACGACUUUACAAUUACACGGAAAAAAAUCAAGAUACAUUGAUUGUAUUUAUGGGAGAUCAUGGCAUGAAUGAAGUGGGCAACCAUGGAGGAUCAUCUGCUGGAGAAACUUCAGCCGCGUUGGCAUUUAUCUCUCAUAAAUUCAAUACCCAUAAUGAUAAAGCUCCGUUACCGGUGUCAUCUGACUACACUUACUAUGACCAAAUUUUUCAGAUUGAUCUCGUCCCCACAUUGGCAAGUUUAUUCAGUUUCCCUAUUCCUAAGAAUUCUCUAGGUGUCAUAGCUAGAAAGAUCCUCGAGCUAUGGCCAGAGAGCCAAAGAGGCAAAAUCUUGCUUGAAAAUUGCUUUCAGAUAAUGAGUUUAUACAAGGCGAAAAAUGGACCAACUGGGAAUACUUGGAUGGCAUGGGAAAGUAUGCAAAAUGGUGAUCAUGCAGUAGACGAAUAUUACUCGUUCUUGGAAAAAGUGCAGCUGGAUAUGGCGUCAUCAGCAAUCAAUUAUAACUACAAGCACAUUUACAUUGGAGCAGGAAUGAUUUUACUCACAGCAUUGAUCACUACUGGCAUUUUCAAUCUUUACUUUCUCUCAUUUAGAGAAAUUACUACGUACCUUGUCAUUUCAUUUGAAGUGUUUACAUUGAUCUAUUCGAUACACUUUCAUGGCUCUUCUUUGAUCGAAGAGGAACAUCAAAUUUGGUACUUUGCCACAUCUUUGUCCUUACUUGCAUUUGGUGCGUUCUAUUUCAAAGUGUUUGGGACAAAGUCCAAAAUGCAUUGGUUCUUGACAAUACUCUUGUCAAGUCGAAUCUUGAAAGCUUGGAAUAAUAGUGGACAAAAAUGGUUUUCAGACGGUACAAUUGCAAAUUACUUAUUCAAAUACAAUCAAAAUCUUCUUUGGGUAUUAAUUACUCUCACUUAUUUUGCAACUGCUGUUAGUAUCUGCUUACAAGGGAAUUUGAAUUGGCUUUUGCGGGUGUUCAAAACCAAGCAAGCUCCCGCGUUAACAUUGGAAGGCACUAUGAUCAACCUUUGCGUGUUUGUGGCAGUUUCAGUAUCGUUUCUGUUUAAGCUAGUCCUGUAUUUUAUUGAUGGCCAUACCCCCCCUGGGAUUUUCAAAUUGCUUUUGGUGUGGAUCUUGGAAAGCCAAGAUGUCAAUACGGAGAACUUAAAUAUUGAGGAUAUCGAUUUAAAGUUACAACUUCAAGGCAUAAGUGUUCAAUUGGCUAGUUACAUGACAAUGGCAACUACUGGUGCUUUGGUGUUGGUAUUGAUUGGUCGUCGUAUACAAAAAAGGUACACUGGGACAAUCACUGAUAUCGCAAACAUUAUUACUUUGUUUUUGAUACAUCAGACUAGACAUGCAAACAUACCCAUAUUUUUGAUUUUGCUUGUAAUGAAAUUGGCACUUGCGAAGCUAGUUUACCAAACAUCAACGAAUGAGAAAAAGUUUGUCAUUGACAACCACAUCAUUUGCAUAACGUUUCUCACAUUGUGCUUGCAACAUUUGACAUUUUUCUCAAUGGGAAAUACAAAUUCAUUAGCUACUGUGGACUUGUCAAAUGCCUAUAAUGGUGUACAAACAUACGAUGUUGUAAUUGUCGGAUUACUCACCUUCGUUUCAAAUUUCGCUGGUUCCAUUUUUUGGUCCGUGACAUCGCUACAAUUAGUUUUUGAGCCUGGAAUGGCCAGUUUUAGAGGUGCUUCACCAACUGAUCUCACGAGUUAUCCGCGUUUAAAAUACCGAAUCUUGUUGACUAAAUCGUUGAUUAGUUUAUUAUUCUACACUGUUUCGGCUACAAACUUGGUGGCCUCGUGUAUUAAUUUACGAUUCCACUUGUUUGUGUGGACGGUGUUUUCUCCAAAAUUGUUAUUUUUUGCCAGUUGGUUAAUUUUGAUCAACAUCUUGAUUGAUUUGAUUGGUGCUGGUCUUAUAUUGACCAUAUAG
Molecule: messenger RNA, 2682 nt
Organism: Lodderomyces parapsilosis
Lineage: Eukaryota; Fungi; Ascomycota; Pichiomycetes; Serinales; Debaryomycetaceae
Gene: GPI7
Product: mannose-ethanolamine phosphotransferase
Exons: 1
Coding region: 1-2682 (893 amino acids)
Biological process (GO): GPI anchor biosynthetic process
Cellular component (GO): endoplasmic reticulum membrane
Source: RefSeq, a predicted model, not a curated record